Molecule: messenger RNA, 267 nt
Organism: Phytophthora nicotianae INRA-310
Lineage: Eukaryota; Oomycota; Peronosporomycetes; Peronosporales; Peronosporaceae
Exons: 4
Coding region: 1-267 (88 amino acids)
Source: RefSeq, a predicted model, not a curated record
AUGUUUGAGCGAUGGGGCGAGACACUCGCCAUGGACUUCACGCACGGCGCCAACAAUCUGGGAUAUCACUUGGGGAGUCUUCUGGAAAAGAAUCCUGGGUGGUGUAACAUCGUGUCAGUCGUGAUUGAUAAGGACUUUGUAGAAUGCUCCAGUGAGACUGACUACGACACACGGUAUGAUGCAUUAAGGCGUUAUUGUGAAGAGCAGAAACGACGAACGAUUUUCACGUAUUUUGAAAAGAAUUGGAAUUCGUUCCGGGAUAGGUGA